CUAAGAGUCUCUCCAAAUCUCACCUAAGUUCUCCCACCCAUUUUCACCUACUUCCCUCCAAGUCCAUAGCCAGGGGACUCAAGAAAAGAAAACCCAUUUCUUGAUUGUUGAGUGAUCGGAGAUGGAACCCACCUCGGAGAAGCUCUCGCCGUUCGAUUUCAUGGCAGCGAUCUUCAAGGGUGGGAGGAUCUUCGACCAGUCCAACGCGUCGUCGGAGUCCGCGUCGCCGGUGGCGAUGCUGAUGGACAACAAGGAGCUGAUGGCGAUGCUCACCACGUCGGUGGCGGUGCUGAUAGGCUGCGUCUUCGUGCUGGUGUGGCGGCGCGCGUCCUCGUCGGCGAAGAAGGCGGUGGAGCCGCCGAAUCCAGAAGUGCCCAAGGCGGCGGAGGAGGAGACGGGGGAGGAUGGGAGGAAGAAGAUCACCAUCUUCUUCGGAACCCAGACCGGCACAGCUGAAGGCUUCGCUAAGGCACUUGCUGAAGAAGCAAAAGCAAGAUAUGAGAAGGCCAAUGUUAAGGUGGUUGAUUUGGAUGAUUAUGCGGUUGAUGAUGAUGAAUACGAGGAGAAACUGAAGAAAGAAAGUCUGGUCUUUUUCUUUUUGGCCACGUAUGGAGAUGGUGAGCCAACUGAUAAUGCUGCAAGAUUUUAUAAAUGGUUUUCUGAGGGAAAAGAGAGGGGUGUAUGGCUUAAAGAUCUUCGGUAUGGUGUAUUUGGUCUUGGGAAUCGGCAGUAUGAGCAUUUCAACAAGAUUGCCAAAGUAGUUGAUGAUGUUCUUGCCGAGCAAGGUGGGCAACGACUAGUGCCGGUGGGUAUGGGAGACGAUGAUCAAUGCAUUGAAGAUGACUUUUCUGCAUGGCGAGAGAAUGUGUGGCCUGAGUUGGAUAAUUUACUCCGUGAUGAAGAUGGUGCAACGAGUGCUACUCCCUAUACUGCUGCGGUUUUGGAAUAUAGAGUUGUGUUGAGUGACCAGGAUGAAUCGAUCAAAGUAAACGGACUUGCUAAUGGCCUGGCAAAUGGUCAUGGUGUUUAUGAUGCCCAGCAUCCCUGCAGAGCUAAUGUAGCCGUGAGAAGGGAACUUCAUACUACAGAAUCUGAUCGCUCUUGUACUCAUCUGGAGUUUGACAUUUCGGGAACUGGACUAUCGUAUGAAACUGGGGACCAUGUUGGCGUAUAUUGUGAAAAUUUAAUUGAAACAGUGGAGGAAGCCGAAAGAUUACUGAACAUACCACCUAAUACGUUCUUUUCCAUUCACACCGAUAAAGAGGAUGGCACACCACUUGGCUCAUUGCCGCCUCCCUUCCCUCCUUGUACAUUAAGAACGGCACUGACUAAAUAUGCCGAUCUCUUGGGCUCACCUAAAAAGUCUGCUUUGCUUGCUUUGGCGGCCUAUGCUUCUGAUCCAUCUGAAGCUGAUCGCUUGAGGCAUCUUGCAUCCCCGGCUGGAAAGGAGGAAUAUGCACAAUGGGUAGUUGCGAGCCAGAGAAGCCUUCUUGAAGUAAUGGCUGCAUUUCCUUCAGCCAAGCCUCCACUCGGAGUUUUCUUUGCAGGAGUUGCUCCACGUCUGCAGCCGAGAUUUUAUUCUAUCUCGUCCUCUCCAAGAAUGGCCCCUACACGAAUCCAUGUCACUUGUGCCUUAGUAUAUGACAAAAUUCCUACUGGCCGCAUCCACAAGGGGAUCUGUUCAACAUGGAUAAAGAAUGCGGUUCCUUUGGAGGAAAGCCCUGACUGCAGCUGGGCACCCGUGUUUGUUAGGCAAUCUAACUUCAGACUACCUGCUGAAACUAAAGUACCCAUUAUAAUGAUUGGUCCGGGAACUGGAUUAGCUCCAUUCAGGGGCUUUCUUCAGGAAAGGUUGGCACUGAAGGAAGAAGGUGCAGAACUUGGUCCGGCUUUGUUGUUUUUUGGAUGCAGGAACCGCAAAAUGGACUAUAUCUAUGAGGAUGAAUUGAACAACUUUGUCGAGACUGGUGCACUUUCUGAGCUAAUUAUUGCUUUCUCGCGUGAAGGGCCUACCAAGGAAUAUGUUCAACAUAAGAUGAGCCAAAAAGCAGCGGAUAUCUGGAACUUGAUUUCUCAAGGAGCAUACCUCUAUGUAUGCGGUGAUGCCAAAGGCAUGGCUAGAGAUGUUCACCGAACUCUCCAUACUAUUUUCCAAGAGCAGGGAUCACUCGACAGCUCCAAGGCCGAGAGUAUGGUGAAGAAUCUGCAGAUGAGCGGAAGGUAUCUGCGCGAUGUAUGGUAAUAGCUUCUACCUGCCCCUGAUAAUUGGGAGAGAAAGGAACCAAAGGAAUGUUAAGUUAUGCAAUGGCCUAUAUAUCAAGGCCACUUUUGAAGGAAAUCUGCCAGUCUACUUCACCAAAUUAAGUGUUCGUACAAUGAUUCUUUUCUUUAUUAUUAUAUUCAAGGGAAAUGCAGUUCAUGUAAUUUAUAUUUGUAAACAAGUAAUGCAAAAUAAUUUAAGCAUUAAUUUUAGGCAUAGUAAGUAUACUUUGUGUAAUACCUUUGAUGAGUCUGAACAAUGGCUUUGACUGCCAUAAUAUGAUUUUGGUAAAUGUGUUUUCUCAACUAAGUAAUAUAAAGUUCUUUACCAAGCAAA
Messenger RNA from Ipomoea nil (Japanese morning glory), 2596 nucleotides. RefSeq names its product NADPH--cytochrome P450 reductase-like. Gene Ontology annotation, molecular function: flavin adenine dinucleotide binding; NADPH-hemoprotein reductase activity; FMN binding. The record is from RefSeq and is a predicted model, not a curated record. Gene Ontology annotation, cellular component: cytosol. Bases 122 to 2242 code for a protein of 706 amino acids. NCBI's taxonomy places the organism in Eukaryota, Viridiplantae, Streptophyta, Magnoliopsida, Solanales, Convolvulaceae. The transcript has 18 exons.